AACCAGUCCAGCAGCCAUCAUAUAAUUACUUCUGAGUCUUUUAUUUUCUAAAUGCCCUCUGAACCCCCAAGAAACAUUUUUCUCGGUGUAAGCAGCACCGAUUACCAAUGCUACUCCACUGAAUGCUGAGAGCGGUUCAUCUUAAUUAUUUCGUUUGGCUGAAACUCGCCUGAUUUUUAGAAAAAUAUAUCAAUCAACGACUGAAGUUGCACUAGUGAUCUUCCAUCAGAGAUGUUAAGUGACGUUGCGUACAUUUUGGACUGUCAUGACUGUGUAUCUCAUACUUUUGCAUUAUUUUCUGCCUUCCCCCUUUAACCAAAAUGUUGGCUACCAGUCUCCGUGUACCUGUAUUUCGAUUCUGUGUGAAAGACGUGACACGCUGUCUUCACAGUCAUAAGCGUAUACUGAAAGCUAUUCAUGGCUCUCUCCUUGGAAUCAGAACAGUUUCCAGGUGUACGGCAAGUUCUUGCACAAUCCCAGUAGGUUCUGGCCGAGAAUUUGGCAUGUUGGAGAAAUACACCCAGUUGAGGUUCAGAGUUCUGUGCAGCGAUGCCAAUGCAACAGUGAAAGAACCUAGGGGAAGGAAGGUGACAGUUCCCAAUGUAGAAACCAAACAAUACCUGACUUCGAUUGGCCUGGACUGUGACAUCAUCCAGGAGGGCCAACCCAUGGUGCUUCUAGAAGAUGUGACAAAGGUUCGAAACCACGUGACAUUCCUGCAGAAUCUUAAUUUGAGCGAUGAGGAGGUCGUGGCUAUACUUAAGAAGACACCAGAGCUGUUGAAAGUGAACACUGCCAGUAUCCAAGAGCACAUCAGAUACUUGCAAGACUUGGAGUUGGAGGGACUUCUCAUACUGAACAUCAUGCAGCGGGUCCCGCGAUUCUUCACCUCUCCUUUGUCGCGGAUAGAGUCCAACGUGGAGUACAUUCAGAGCUUGAGUCUGACCAACAAGAACAUGCGAAUCCUGUUGAAGUACUUCCCCAGCUUGUUUUACCGGCGUAAGAACGGGGUCCAGUAUGCCGGGGAGUGCCUGCAGCGGAUCCUGUUGGAGCAUGACCCCAACUGUAACCCUCAGGCAUCCCUGAAGUACAUGAUUCGAACCGAUCCGCUCUUGUUCGGUCGCACCGUUGGCGAGAUCGAACACCGGGUCACGCAUCUUAUCAGUCUGGGCUUCGAUGGCAUAUCCCUGGCCAAGAUAAUCCGUUUCUGCCCGAGCGUGCUGAGAAUCGGCACGGAAUUCAUCACAGAACGUCUCCUUCUGGUGCAGAAGUGCCUGUCUCUCACUCGUGAACAAUCCCUUGACAUCGUCAUGCGCUUGCCGAAGAUUCUGCAUGCUUCGGACCACACCCUAGAGACUAAAGUUGACUAUCUCUUCAAGAGAGGCUACACGGCGGCCGAUAUAUUUCGCAACCCCAGGGUUUUCAACACCGGUCUUGAGCGGAUGGCCAGUCGACUGGACAAGUUGGCAGAGUUGAAGUUCCGGCCCAAGAGUCUGAGUUUCAUGCAGAGGACAGACGAGUGGUUCGAGAAUUACCUUCAGGAGAUCAAGCACAGACAGGAGGAAAUGGUGGAGAAAUCAAAACAGAGCAGUGAAUGAUGCCAGGAAA
Messenger RNA from Patiria miniata (bat star), 1608 nucleotides. RefSeq lists its product as uncharacterized. NCBI's taxonomy places the organism in Eukaryota, Metazoa, Echinodermata, Asteroidea, Valvatida, Asterinidae. Gene Ontology annotation, biological process: termination of mitochondrial transcription; regulation of DNA-templated transcription. Gene Ontology annotation, molecular function: double-stranded DNA binding. The transcript is spliced from 2 exons. Gene Ontology annotation, cellular component: mitochondrial matrix. The record is from RefSeq and is a predicted model, not a curated record. Bases 321 to 1598 code for a protein of 425 amino acids.